UUUUUUUUUUUUUUUUUUUUUUUUUUUUUUAUAGUUGAUUUGUUAGAGACUAAUUGUUUACUUUCUUGUGGUGAUCAGCCCUAAAAUUGUUUAUUUUCUGGAGUAAUGAACUGCUAUCUGAUUCAAGCCUAGGUGCAACAUUCUUAUAGCAGAGCUUCCUGUUGCAAGUUUUUAAGAAAGCUGAAGUGUGAAUUCAGUCAAAGGGAAAGGGAGCUAGGGUUUACUUGGCAAAAUUGGCUUCUUUUUGUGGAUCCUAAUGAGAUUUCACUAACUAAAUUACUCGAACUUUAACAUCUACCAUUAGUUGUAUAACAUGGGUGAUUGUAGUAGCAACUUCACUUCCUACCUAAGGGUUCCAAAAUAGGAUAUCUCUGUGCUUACUUGUAGUUGAAAUUUUUUUACAUAUUACCAAAUGAGCCAACACUUUGUUGGCGAGUAUAAUUGUACUGCAAUUCUUUGUCACACAUACAAUCAAACGCCGGUAUAAGUGGUGGGACAUUAUCCAAAAUAAAAAAUUACAACCCAAAAUAAUAAAUAGGGCGGAAAAUACUAGUUUAGAAGUAAAAACCCGAAGAGAGCCUCGUUGUUCUGUACUCGUACUAGUGCAGACAGUGCAGUGGUGCAGUGCUCUGUUAAAACAAGGUAUUCCUGCUGCAUUUUCCGUACUUUUUCUUCGACGCUAUCACACUGCUCUUCGGUCAUAUUGGUGUUUAGAGUUUAGCAAAUCGAUCACCAUGUCGAUGUCUAAAGGUUCGAAGAUGGCCCAGUUUAUCAAUUACCGUAUGCGUUUUAUUAUUCAAGAUGAGCGUCAGCUUGUGGGAAUAUUCAUGGGUUUUGAUCGUCACAUGAACAUUGUCAUUGGUGAUUGUGAGGAGUUUCGGAAACUGCCUUCCACUAAGGGAAGCAAAUCCAACAAAACAGACCUUAAUGAGGAGAGAGAACGACGUACCCUUGGCCUUGUCAUCCUUAGGGGUGAAGAGUGGAUCUCCACGGCUGUUGAAGGUCCUCCUCCUCCUGACAAGUCACGUACCAAGUCCAUGAGUGCCAGUGCCAGUGCCGUGCCAGGUUCUGGUCUUGGCCGAGCUGCUGGACGGGGUGUUCCAAAUGCAUCUCUUGUUCAUGCUCAGCCUGGUUUGGCUGGUCCAGUUUGUGGUGUUGGUGGUCCAGCUCCGGGCAUGAUGCAACCUCAGAUCUCUCGACCACCAGUUCCAGCUCUUCAGUUCUCGGCUCUUGGGAUGACUUAUCCAAAUGCACCUGUGAUGCGACCACCAGGUCAGAAGAUCCAAGGAUUCCCACCUCAAAGCGGGCCACCACAGAUGCCUCUGAGAGGCCCACCUCCCCCGGGGCAGUACCCUCCUGGUUCAAGGCCUGGUUCAGCUCCGCCUGGGCAUUUUCAAAUGCCUCCUCAUUAUGCCCAGCGUCCUGGCAUGCCUGUAUUACCUCCUCCAAUGAUGUGUGGCCCGCCACCUCCUUCCAGACCUGGCAUGCCACCACCUCCUGGGGGACAAGUGCCAGUCUAUGGACCUCCUCGUCCAGGGAUGCCACCACCUCCAAAUUCUCAACAGCCACCUCAGAAUCAGCGGCAGUAAUUACACUACUGCAAUGCUUUGGGUAUUCUAGGACGAUGAUUAAUUCGCAGUGCAGACUUGUGUUUUCCCUGUCUGGUCCUAUGAUAGGAGAGGAAGUAACUUUUUCGGAGCGUGUUACCGUUGCUGAGCUUGCUCAUUGGAUAUAUUAGGGUAGUGUUUCGCACCUCUAGAUAUAGAUUCGUUUGUGUAGAUUUUACUAAUUUUAUUUUUCUUAAGAGGGAACGGUUAUCUAUCUGCUGAUUCUUGUCUAUUUUGCUCCAUGUUUGUUAAUGAAUGAACUUUAUUCUCUUCAAAAUAACAAUAAUAAUAUUAAAAGGCA
Molecule: messenger RNA, 1908 nt
Organism: Chenopodium quinoa (quinoa)
Lineage: Eukaryota; Viridiplantae; Streptophyta; Magnoliopsida; Caryophyllales; Amaranthaceae
Product: small nuclear ribonucleoprotein-associated protein B-like
Exons: 3
Coding region: 735-1589 (284 amino acids)
Biological process (GO): mRNA splicing, via spliceosome
Cellular component (GO): cytoplasm; U5 snRNP; U2-type prespliceosome
Molecular function (GO): RNA binding
Source: RefSeq, a predicted model, not a curated record